Molecule: messenger RNA, 537 nt
Organism: Pocillopora meandrina
Lineage: Eukaryota; Metazoa; Cnidaria; Anthozoa; Scleractinia; Pocilloporidae
Source: the annotation of a GenBank genome assembly
AUGGGAGCAGUGGUUGUAUUAAAUGACAUCUCGCGGCCUCUGGAUGAAGUUGUAAACGAGCAAAUGUAGUGUUUUUCAGGUAGACUUGACUGGGAAAUUACGUAAUUUACUUUUGAUUUUUUUACCUAAACAGCUCCAUUCGGACCUUGCCUUUGUUCUACGCACAGACGAAAAGAUUAAAUUUUACCAUAGGGAAAAUACAUGGAAGUUAUUUCAAUUUGCUGUGUCAGACACCCGGUAGCCGGCAGGAAGUGUUUUCUAAAGAUUCUAGAAUUCUCCCAUAAUUUCCACUUCACCUUGCGAAGGAUAAUGUGAUAUCCUGCAUUAAAGUGAAUUUUUUUUCUUUAAAUCUUAUGAUAAUGUUAAGUCCCAUUUUAUGUCAUAAGAUUCAUAUGUAUGUUUUAGGGGGAUAUAACAAGUAUAGAAGAUGUUAGAAAGAUUAUCAGUCAUCAGAUUGAUGUGGUUUUUCAUAUCGCAUCAUAUGGAAUGUCUGGAAGAGAGCAAGUUAGUAUGUUGUACUUAUUGAGUGAAUGUUAG